Oncorhynchus nerka (sockeye salmon) is the source of this 2221-nucleotide messenger RNA. Its product is annotated as C-type lectin domain family 10 member A-like. Lineage: Eukaryota; Metazoa; Chordata; Actinopteri; Salmoniformes; Salmonidae. Gene Ontology annotation, molecular function: D-mannose binding; fucose binding. Gene Ontology annotation, biological process: biological process involved in interspecies interaction between organisms. The transcript has a single exon. Gene Ontology annotation, cellular component: external side of plasma membrane. Bases 14 to 1030 code for a protein of 338 amino acids. The record is from RefSeq and is a predicted model, not a curated record.
ACCGUGGUAGAACAUGGAGAUGUCAGAGGAUAAGAAUGCCAAUACGGACCAGUUAUGUAACAAAGGGGCGAGCAAAAAUGAGAAUGAAUAUGCCAUCGCCUCUCAGGACUCAAGAGAAGAGACCAAGAAGGAUGCCACCUCUAAGGACAGACCAGUUGCUAACCCCUCAAGUUAUGAUAACUCAGGUAGGAGACCCUCCAAAGCUGCUGCAGUUUGUCUGGGGAUGCUGUGUAUCCUCCUACUGGCUGGGAUUGUAGCUCUGGGUUUCUACCACAAGAAUAUCAUCAGUGGGUUUGAGGAUUGUAAAGUCAGCAACAUCAACCUGUCUACGAAAAAAGACCAGUUAGAGAUCAGCUUCAACACCAUAACUAAUGAGAGAGACCAGCUACAGACCAGUUACAACACCAUGAAAAAGGAGACAGACCAGCUACAGACCAUCUACAACACCAUGAAAAAGGAGAGGGACCAGCUACAGACCACCUUCAACACCAUGACCAAGGAGAUAGACCAGCUACAGACCAGCUUCAACACCAUGACCAAGGAGAUAGACCAGCUACAGACCAGCUUCAAUAACCUGGCUAAGGAAAGUGACCAUUUGAAGUCGGAGAGAGACAGGCUUCAGGAGCGCUUUUCUGACCUAAAACAAGCUGGGCCUAAAGGCUGGACGCUGUUUCAGUCCACUUGGUAUUACAUCUCCUCUGAGGUAAAAUCCUGGGAUGAGAGCAGACAGGACUGCAUUGAAAGAGGAGCAGACCUGGUGAUCAUAAAUAGCAAAGUGGAGCAGAUAUUUCUCAUUAAUCUGAACAAGAGGAUCUGGAUUGGCCUGACUGACAAAGACAUAGAGGGGACCUGGAAAUGGGUGGACGGUACCAAACUGACCACAUCCUAUUGGACGGGAAAGCAACCUGAUAAUGGUGAUGGGAAUCCAAUAUUUGGGGAGGAGGAUUGUGCUGAGAUUGUUAUGGGGUGGAUAUGGAAUGAUAUUUCAUGUGCAAAUCAUUACAAUUGGGUCUGUGAGAAGGUUGUUUAACAGUGUUAUAAUUUAUUGCAUGUGUAUGUACCAGAUGUGCUCCCUGAUUUUGUAUCAUGAAGUUUUGAUAUGAGCAUGGAAAUGUUUUAGAAAUUUGAUAAGAAGCUUCAAAGAAAUGACUCUGAAAUGUAAAUACUGUUCUUUCCUAUUUGUGUUCACAAACUGGUGGUUAGGCAGACAUGUCGGCACUUAACUCAACUGACUCCCUGAACAGACAGUUCCCUGUCUACCAGUGGUUGUGUCCAGUGGUGCAAAGUACUUAAGCAAAAAUACUUCAAAGUAUCUACUAGUUUUUCUGUCCUUUACUUUACUAUUGAUAUUUUUUUACUAUUGAUACUCCACUACAUUCCUAAACAAUUUCCCUGACACCCAAAAGUACUCGUUACAUAUUGAAUGCUUUUGCAGGACAGAAAAAUGGUCUAAUUCACGCACUUAAAGAGAAACUCCCUAGUCAUCGCUAUUGCAUCUGAUCUGGCGGACUCACUAAACACAAAUGCCUUGUUUGUAAAUUUUUGGAGUGUUCUCCUGGCUAUAAGUAAAUUUAAAAAACAUGAAAAUCAUUCCGUCUGGUUUGCUUAAUAUAAGGAAUUUGAAAUGAUUUAUACUUUUACUUCUACUUUUGAUACUUAAGUAUAUUUUGCCAAUUACAUUUACUUUUGAAACUGAAGUAUAUUUCAAACAAAAUACUUUUUCACUUUUACUGAAGUAGGAUUUUACUGGGUGACUUUCACUUGAGUCAUUUUCUAUUAAGGUAUCUGUACUUUUACUCAAGUGUGACUAUUGGGUACUUUUUCCAGCACUGGCUAUGUCUAGCUAACACAGCAUCAGAUAAAGAUAUAGCAAUGUGGUACUGUCAGCACAGGACAUGAACAACCUGCGAUGCCUUAUUUUUUUUUUUUACUUUGCAAGCAUGUGGAGAAAUAUUAUGCAAAAUGCAAUAAAUACCUAUAGCCACAUCAGAGAUCCUUGAAAUGUUCUCCUAUAUACCCCCAUGUUCGUGUGUAUUACUAUUGUGAUGCAUGUAAUGGAUCUUACUCUGCCUGCCAGUGUGAUGUGAUCUACUUUAGUUUGGUAUUUCUAGGUCGCUUGCUUGUAUUGUUCAUUUGUUGUUAUCUGACGGAUUUUGUCUUGAUUAUUGAAUGACGUGUCUCUUCAAUUGCUUUGUUGCAUGAAGAAAAAUGUCAAUAAAGA